AUGGGUGAAGUCGCCACCAAUCCGUCGCCAUUCGGCCGCAAGCUGCGCAAGGACUUUCUCUUCGAUGACGACUACAUCAACAUCAACCAUGGCUCAUUCGGCACCUAUCCCAAGCCGGUGCAAGACGAGAUCCGGCGGUGGCAGUCGCGGGUGGAGGCGCGGCCGGACCAGUUCAUCCGGUACGACUACCCGGUGGAGCUGCGCAAGUCGCGGGCGCUGAUGGCCGAGUACCUGCACGCGCCGGUCGAGGCCGUCGUCUUCGUGCCGAACGCGACGACGGGCGUCAACACGGUGCUGCGCAACCUUGUCUUCGCCGACGGCGAGGUCAUCGUCUACUUCGCCACCAUCUACGGCGCCUGCGAGAACACGGUCAGGUACAUAUGCGAGACGACGCCCGCCCGCGCCGCCCGCGUCGAGUACACCUUCCCGGUCGAGGACGACGACCUGGUGGGCCGCUUCCGUGAUGUUGUCGCCGCCGAGACCAAGGCCGGCCGUAAGGUCAAGGUCGCCAUCUUCGACACCGUUGUGUCCAUGCCCGGCGUCAGAUUUCCGUUCGAGAAGCUGACCCAGGCUUGUCGUGAGCUCGGGGUGCUGAGUCUGGUCGAUGGCGCCCACGGCGUCGGACAGGUUGAUCUGAACCUUAGCGAAUUGGAUCCUGAUUUCUUCGUGAGCAAUUGCCACAAAUGGCUCUUCACCCCCCGCCCCAGCGCCGUCUUCUACGUCCCCGUGCGCAACCAACACCUCAUGCGCUCCACCCUCCCCACCUCCCACGGCUUCGUACCCCUCCCGGACCCGGACGCAGCCGGGGAAGAACCCUACAUCAACCCUCUCCCGCCAUCCGGCGAAUCCGCCUUCGAAGGCAACUUCGCCUUCACCGCCACGCUCGACAACUCGCCGCUCCUCUGCGUCAGCGCCGCGCUGGCCUACCGGCAGUCGCUGGGCGGCGAAGCCGCCAUCCGCACCUACUGCGAGACGCUGGCGCGCGACGGCGGCGCGCGCGUGGCGGCGCUGCUCGGCACCGAGGUGCUCGACAACGCCACGCGCACCAUGGGCCGCUGCUUCUUCGCCAACGUGCGCCUGCCGCUCGCGCUGGCCGUGUGCGAGGAGGCGGCGGCCGCCGCGGCGCCACAGCGCGAGCGCGAGGGCAAGAGGGCCAUCGCCAAGGCAGAGGUGCCCGCGCUCGUCAAGAACUGGGCCGCUCGCACCAUGGUGAAAGAUUACGGCGGCUUCCAGGCGCUGAUCGAGUACGGCGGCGGGUGGUGGGCGCGCUUGAGCGCUAUGGUGUAUUUGGAGAUGGCCGACUUUGAGUGGGCGGCUGGCGUGCUCAAGAAGGUUUGCGAGAGGGCGGAGCGGGGGGAGUGGAUGGAUUAG
Messenger RNA from Lasiodiplodia theobromae, 1371 nucleotides. RefSeq names its product Aminotransferase class-V. The coding region runs from base 1 to 1371 and encodes 456 amino acids. The transcript has 3 exons. Lineage: Eukaryota; Fungi; Ascomycota; Dothideomycetes; Botryosphaeriales; Botryosphaeriaceae. The record is from RefSeq and is a predicted model, not a curated record.